Molecule: messenger RNA, 4149 nt
Organism: Linum trigynum
Lineage: Eukaryota; Viridiplantae; Streptophyta; Magnoliopsida; Malpighiales; Linaceae
Source: the annotation of a GenBank genome assembly
UGACCCAAAUUCAUUACUACAUACAUCGCAGCCAUAAAUCAAAUUCAUAAUUCACAAAUUACACAAAUAAAUUACCAUUUGAGUUUAUAACCCAAAAUUUAGGUUUAGAAAAGUAGCACACAGUUAUUACUCAUUAGGGUAUAGAGAACAAUACAAUGCUCCAAAAUUUAUUGAAUUCAAGAUUUAGAUAGUAUUUUUUAUGCACCUACCUCAUUAUGAACCGUAAUUUUGAUUUGGCGAUUCAAAUUCUUUAAUCAUAAUACAAUGAACAAAUAAUUAAAUUAGUUGAAUAUAUAAGAGGAUGAAUUGAAUUGGAUUGAUCGUUUGGAUUGUAAAUUGCAAACUCUAAACAUGGGUUAAUCUUAAUAGUUGAUAUUCGUUUAUAGACCAUUUAUGAUGUAUUGAUUGACGGAUUUCUUUUUAAUGGGCUUGAAUGAAAAGUGGCCCAAGUAGCAAAUUAAGAAGGCCAUGCCCAUACUCUGUAUAGCAAUAAGUAGAGGAAGCACCGGAUCGGAAUGGAAUGGCAGAAAAAUUAUUGGUCCAAAAAGACCAGAACGGCCUUCCAUGGAUUGCGCAGGGAGCUCCAUUUUUUCAAUUAUGUAUUUUCUCGCGUGGAACAUGCAUAUAGUGUUGGGAGGAUGCAGAACCCCAAGAUGCAACUUUUUUCAAGCAGUCGCUCCACUCAUAAUAUAAUAAUACAAUCUUUCUUUACCUGAUGGAUGACAAUAAUACAAUCUUCCAAUACAAACCUUGUUCUUCCUCAUCUGCCAUCUUUUCAACUUUCGAUUCCGAAAGAAAUAUUGAGAAAAAUCCACAAAGUUAUAUUUGAGCAUUAAUUUUCAUCCAUGCCAAUAGCAUUGAUGUUUCAUUAUUUUCAAUAGCUUUUUCAAUUUGUUCGUUCUCCCUUGUCACCACUUUGUUCUCCUCAGCCAAAUGACAUGACAUAAGCAACACAGAAUGUGAAUUACAACUAACCAGCAUACCUCAUUCGAUGCGGUUUACUAACAGUUUAGAAAUAUCAUUUUCCUCAUUUGGUGUUAUCCAUUGCCACUUUGUUUAGAUGCCAAAGUCUUCAUUGCUCUGUCAUCUGAUUUGUUGAUAUAUUUGAAACAUUGCCACUUUGUUUCGCUACUUGAAACAUUCAAUAAUAAAUUAAUAUAAAUUUACUGAAAUAACAAAGUAAUUAAAAAUUAAAAUUCUUCUAAUUUUAUUUUAGUUUCAUUAAUUUAAGUUUCCAAAUUCCAUUUUCCGUUUUUUACUCUUUUCGUUUCAUUCCAAUUUAAUCUUUCAUGUUUACGUGAAUUAACAUUAAUGUAAAGGAUAUUUGUAGUUAUAAAACAUUCGUGUACUAUUUUUAUUUUCAUAAAUAUUUUUAAAUCUAAAUAUUUUAUUAUUUUUAUACCAGGUAGCAUCCACGUCAUCAAUAUUGGGUAACUGAGCAGUGACAUGGCGGGUUGAUCGUUUUAGUUAACGGUUUUGACCGUCGAACGUAACAAUCAGUUUUGACCAUCCAACUUGACGAUCGGUUUUUGACCGUCCAACUUGACAAUCAGCUCUCAGAAUUGGCCAAUUUGAUAAAAUUUAAAGAUAAUGUUAUUGAUUGAAAAUAUUGUACACUUAAAUUUCACAUCCGGUAGAAAACAAUAAAGUAAAUAACAACGUUUGUAGUCUUGCUUAAUUUUAUAACAAUAAGCCCACAUAAAUUAAGGCCCUUUUCAUUCCCUCAUUCUGUCCCUACUUUAUUGCUACGUAAGGCCCAUGUGUGAGUUAAAAUGAUGUUUACCUAAAUGACCCUCCGUUCUCUGCGCAGAAUGCAGGAAAUUUUGAUUUAAUAGGAUUAUGGAGGAGAACCUCCAUAUAAGUAUGGUUUAGAUAGAUUAGAUUCGGAGACUAAAGGUCUCAUCCGAAAAGCAUUAAGUAGUAAGCUUUCCAAAUCCAUACUAGAUUCGGCUGUCACUUAUGUAUAUAUUAGUACGAGUUUCAAAUCGCUUUCUCCUUCACCGGCAGCGUGCUAAUCUUCGUAUCAAUCCUGUAGUUCAACCGCCGUCAUGGCGACCGAGAACUGCACAUCUUACCCAGAUUUGGAUACGGAGCUAAGAUUAGGUCUUCUCCCUUGCGUGUCAAGGAAACGGCGGAUCGACGACUGGAGUUCUACCGCCGCCAUGGCGGUCGAGAACUGCACAUCCGACCCAGAUUUGGAUCUGGAGCUAAGAUUAGGUCUUCUCCCUUGCGCGCCCAGUAAACGACGGCGGGUCGAUGACUCGGAAGAAGUAAACCCUCCUUCUCCGAUCGGCAAUCUCGGUGACGAUCUCCUAGCAGAAGUUCUGAUUCGCCUUCCGGAACCCAGAUCCGCCUGGCAAUGCAAAGCAGUCUGCAAGCGAUGGAAUUCUCUGAUUUUCAAUCCCCACUUCGCUCGCCGUUUCAUUUCUCACCACCAGAGCAGAUGGAAUCGAUACGGCGGCGACGGUGGCGAAUGCGAAGAACCAGCUUUGAUGACCUCAUGCUUCGGCGAAUCCAUCUUGAGCUUCCUCCCCCUGCCCGAUGAAUUAGGAUGUUACGGAAGAUUUAAUUUCCUAGUUUUUUAUUCUUACAAGGACUUGGUUUUGUGCGGAUUUCGUACCGAAUUUCAGAGAUCUCUCUUCAUCUGCAACCCGUUCACGGAGCAGUGGAUCGCUCUUCCUCUAGCGCCAGAAACGCGGCGGUCUUCUACAAUUGGAUUAAGGGAGACAAGGUUAGUUUGUGAACCCAGCUCUAAUGUUGAACUUGAUAUAGGAGAAGGCCAACCACCAUUUGUUUAUUCCUCUGCAUACCGGUUCCGGGUGGUGUGUAUUUACCAUUUGCGCGAUUCUAUAAGGAUAGACUUGUUUUGUUCCGAGUCUGGUGAGUGGACGAAGGAGGCUCUUGUUCUUAAUGGGCAUUUCAGUUUGGCUAAUGUUAAUGUAGUUUCUACAUCCUGCAACGGUGGGUUGUUUUGGUUGUGUAUGAAUUCCGGAGUUUUGGGGUCUCAUCCAAUAAUUGCUGGGUUUAAUCCCUUUCGUCUUGAUGUACCUCCCAUCCGACUUGAUACUUCUCGACUCGCCAAGGGAAGCUGGAAUAUUUCGGUCUCACAGGGUGCUCUACACCUAAUAUCACUUGCUCCACCUACACUUUUGAGUGUUUGGAGACUGGAAGAAGACCGUAAAUCUUGGAGUAUGCAACAUAAAACUGUGUUGGGGAAGACAAUCAAAAUUUUCGACUAUGAACUUGAGGACUGUGAUGUAGCUUGUUUGCACCCAGAGAAGCCGCAUAUUGUCUUCUUCAAACAUCCUGGUUUUGGUGAUCGUCGGAGUGUUGCACUGUCCUACGAUAUGAAGACUGCAGAGCUAGGGUUGUUUGGUGAGUUUGUUCCCAGAUUCCAGCCUAGGGUUUCUUGCUGGCCUACCCCGAUUCCAAGGUACGAGGAACUGCGAGCUAUAUACGAUGGGCGAUAUAGCUGUUGGGUUCAACAGAGCAGCAGCAAAGCAGCAACUCUCUCCCUGAACAAUCAGUAAUAAUCUAUCUUUUCUGCAUUUGCUUGCAUCUGUGUUCGGGUUUAGGAAUUCGCUAAUCGAGAGCCCGAAAGAAGCUUAUCCUAGAAAACAACAUGUCAGCAACCACAUCAAGAACUCUAUUCCCUCCUAAAUCGGUAGGAUGAAAAAGGAAGUUGUCUUUUGUUGAGUAGCACAAACACAUACUUUGCAUACCUGUCUCUGCUUCCUUUCUAAUCGCUUGAGAAGUCUGAUGUGUUUGCAAACCUCUGCUCUUCUUGUUGCUAAUUUUACUUUUCAUUCCAUUUAUGCAGUGUCUGGAUUGUCAAAGAGAGAAUUAUGCAGUGGCUGGAUUGUCAGAAGAAGAAUCUAUGCAGUGGCUGGUUUAAUUACUAGACCCCUCCCUCCCUAGCGUGUCUUGUUAGGAAGCAGAAGGCGGUGAAGCUUGAAAGGCUAGCUCGUGUUGUUCAGAAGGAUGGCGCCAUUGGAUGAAAAUUCAUCUGCAAUUAGUCUUGCCUUGUUGGAAUGCAUGUGAUCAAUCUUAUUCAAGAUGACCAGAAAGCAAGAGUGUCCAGUGUUCUUAACUUUCCCUGUACUAUUAUUGCCUGCGCCAUGGUUUUAGGCGCUGCAACUUGUUUAUGUA